AUGAAGGCGCUACUGGUCAGGAAGCGCGAGCCGGAGGGCCUGGGCAAGGUGCAAAACAGCAUCAGCAGCAUGCGCCUUGGGUUUGUGUUAGCCCCGCAGGAUAAUUUGAAGGUGCACUAUCCCAAAGUCCGUUGGUGGACAGGGGAUGGAAGAAAGCUAGCAUAUUACAACGAUUUGGAAGAUCGAAAUCUAUUUGACACUCGGGUUGUCCAAGUGGAGCCCUACUUGCUGCCAUUGUGCCCUAACUUGGCAUAUGACUGGAGAAUAUGCAAAGCCUUGGCCGAGACUGACAAUCUAGACAUGCUCGACUUGGACGUGGUCAAAGCCAUCAUCUCGGUUGCGUUGCCCGCGACGACUUCCUGA
This is a messenger RNA of Durusdinium trenchii, 363 nucleotides long. The record is from the annotation of a GenBank genome assembly. NCBI's taxonomy places the organism in Eukaryota, Dinophyceae, Suessiales, Symbiodiniaceae.